UGCUGCGUGGCCGUGUGGGCGCCUCCAACUUGGCUUGCGUUUGGAGCCCUUACGGUCUGGGGUUGGCACCUCGGGGUUGGUUCGGGUUCUUCCGUGCGCCUUUGGGCUUCCUUCCCCUUCUUGGCGUGCGUGGGAGAUGCUCUCGGGAGGCUUGUGAGCCCGGGGCCUGGGAAGGGGUGAGGGUGAUUUAUUGGGGUGAGGCGGGACGCCCAGGCAGCAGACCUGGGACAGGACUUGAGGACAGAAACUGGCAAGAUACACCUGCCCAAGACUAAGGCAAGUGAAGCUAGUCGGCUGUUCCAGAAUGAACUGCAGCUCCAAGAAGGGGAAGUAGAAGCCCAGGUGACUCUCCGCCAUGGCCUGUGAACCCCAGACGGACCCUUGUGGGUCAGCCAGCCCACUGCCUACAUCCUCUCCUGGCUGGAGUGCCCUGCCUGUGGGGAGCCCUCCUGGCUGGAGGCAAGAGCUCCGCAAUGGCCAGGUCCUCACAGUUCUCCGGAUCGACAAUACCUGUGCACCCAUCUCGUUUGAUCUGGGAGCUGCAGAAGAGCAACUGCAGACCUGGGGUAUUCAGGUCCCGGCUGACCAGUACAGGAGCCUGGCUGAGAGUGCCCUCCUGGAGCCCCAAGUGAGAAGAUACAUCAUCUACAACUCGAGGCCUAUGCGACUGGCCUUCGCUGUGGUUUUCUACGUGGUGGUGUGGGCCAAUAUCUACUCUACCAGCCAGAUGUUUGCUCUGGGGAACCACUGGGUGGGCGUGCUGCUCGUGACUCUGGCUGCGGUAACCCUGACCCUGACGCUCGUGCUCGUCUUCGAGAGACACCAGAGGAAGGCCAACACCAACACGGACCUAAGGCUGGCGGCUGCCAACGGAGCCCUCCUGAGACACCGGGUGCUGCUGGGUGUGACGGACACGGUGGAAGGCUGCCAGAGCGUGAUCCAGCUCUGGUUUGUCUACUUUGACCUGGAGAACUGUGUGCAGUUUUUGUCUGACCAUGUUCAAGAAAUGAAGACUAGCCAAGAGUCCUUGCUGAGAAGCAGAUUGAGCCAGCUCUGCAUUGUCAUGGAAACUGGGGUGAGCCCCACGACGGCGGAGGGGCCCGAGAACCUGGUAGAGGAAGCUCCCCUCCUGCCCAGUAAUGCUCGUCCCACAGAGAGGCCACUCAUGCAGUCUGAGCUUCAUCAGCUUGUUCCUGAGGCUGAGCCAGAGGAAAUGGCCCGGCAGCUGCUGGCGGUUUUUGGUGGCUACUACAUCCGGCUCCUGGUGACCUCCCAGCUCCCCCAGGCAGCGGGGACACGACACACAGACUCUGCGAGGGCUCCGUGCCCCUGCCAGCUUAUAGAAGCCCACAUCCUGGGCACAGGAUGCUGCCCAUUCCUGGCCAGGUGACCCAGGUGUUAACAGCAAUGUCUGAAAAAAACCGAUCCUGUUUGCUUUGAGAGCUUUCGUUCAAAGACAGAGGUAUCCGCCUUCCUCCAAAACUGAAAGUGAGAAGUGGGGGAGGCCUCAGGAGCCCGAGAUGGCUGAUGGUGAGCCCUAGGCGAGGAGAGAAACAUCUGGGGGCAUCCGAACUGUGUCCGCAAAUGUCAGCAAAUCGUGCUCGUGUGCAAGAACCUGCACCGAAAUGGCUUCUUGACAUCCCAUGCUGGCCUGUGGUCUUUUCAGAAGCUGAUGGUUGCUGAGCUGGCCCCACUUCAAGCUACUCUCUGAGCCUCUUAGAACCGUGGAUGUGGAUGGCAGGGUCAGUCUUCCAGCCCUUUCAUUGCACGGUGAGUGCAGGAGAUGUGAAGAUGGCCCGUCUAGGGAGCUCAGUUGUCCAAAACUUGGUCUCAGAUGAUGUUCUCAUCUCCAGUCCCUUCAUUCAGAGGGGCAAAACUGAGCCUCAGCAAGACACUUCUCUUCAUGGUACUGCCUCAGGCCUCUAAAAUUAUAAGAUUACCUCUCCCCAAUCUGAAGAAAAGAAAUAAAUUCUCAGAAUUUUAUCUAUUUUUAAGGCAUUCUUCCCCAAUAUUUUAUCAAAAACUGACACCUAUGCUGUUGUCUGCUAACACACAUGCUUACAGGAGCCAGAAGAAAGGUAAGGGGCUGGUGGCUGUUAACAGGAACGUUCAGAAAAGAUGACCCUGUUUGAUUUGAGAGCUUAUUUUGAUCAACAGCAUGCACGCUGUGGUUGAGAUUUUAUACUGCAGACUUGGAGCAGCAGUCGCCUUUGCGGUCAGUACCCGUGUCCUGGAGUGUCAUGGAAUGAAGUGUAACCACUUACUCAUGGCGUUCCAUGAAGAACUCAGGCUUCCCCACGCUCUGCCCCUGAGCAAAUUUGAGACCCAUUGCUCUAAAGGCCAAGUUCAAAAGCCUUGACCUGGCAUUUAAAGGCUCACCAGCCCUCAAGAGAUGGCCUUCAUCUGUCAUUUUGGCUUCAUCUCCCACAAAACUCCUCUGUAAGUCGAAACUCUUUCCUGGACUGACAUACGUGUUCCUUUGCACCUGUUGGACUCCUGUGUAUGCUUCGAAGCCCAGUUUUAUUUGUCUCUCAUUCAGGAAGCCUUCCAACACUGCUGUUCUCUGCCUCCUUUAAGUUAUCGAUGCAGCUGCCGCCUGAUGUUUUAUGUUAUUGCUUCUAUUUUCCUGUGCAUAUGCUUGUAUUCCUAGCUAGAGUGUAAGUCCCCAGGGACAAAGACUGCAUCUUAUCCUUUUUAUGCAUGGCCUGGACCUAAGGAAGAAAGUAUCCUGUGAAUUCAUUGCUUCGUCAUGUCCAUAGCAGCUUUUGCAUGUUGCUGUCCAGACUCA
This is a messenger RNA of Loxodonta africana (African savanna elephant), 2788 nucleotides long. It is a transcript of the gene TMEM268, whose product is annotated as transmembrane protein 268. Bases 356 to 1390 code for a protein of 344 amino acids. The record is from RefSeq and is a predicted model, not a curated record. The transcript has 9 exons. Lineage: Eukaryota; Metazoa; Chordata; Mammalia; Proboscidea; Elephantidae.